AUGGCCAUGAGCUCCUAUUUGAUCAACUCCAACUAUGUGGACCCGAAGUUCCCGCCGUGCGAGGAGUACUCACAGAGCGACUAUCUGCCCAGCCACUCUCCGGACUAUUUCAGCUCCCAGAGGCAGGAGGCUGCCGCGUUUCAGCCGGACUCUCUCUACCACCACCACCAGCGGCAGGGCUGCGGAGCCGAGCCGCCCUACACGCCGUGCCAGGGCGCCGGGCAGCCCGCCUCGGUGGUGAUGUCCCCACGGGGUCACGUCCUGCCCCCGACCGGGCUGCAGACCACCCCUAUCCCGGAGCAGAGCCACCACUGCGACUCGGUGACUCCCAGCCCGCCUCCGCCGUCCUGCGGCCAAACGCCCCACAGCCAAAGCACUUCUUCCCCGGCGAGCAGCCGCAAGGACCCGGUGGUUUACCCGUGGAUGAAGAAAGUCCAUGUAAACAUCGUGAGUCCAAACUACUCUGGGGGCGAACCAAAGCGCUCGCGGACGGCCUACACGCGCCAGCAGGUUUUGGAGCUCGAGAAGGAGUUCCACUACAACCGGUACCUCACGCGCAGGCGCAGGGUGGAGAUCGCGCACACGCUGUGCCUGUCGGAGCGGCAGAUCAAGAUCUGGUUCCAGAACCGGCGGAUGAAAUGGAAAAAGGACCACAAGCUGCCCAAUACCAAGAUCCGCUCCGGGACAAACAACAACAGCAACAGCGGCAGCGGCAGCAACACAAACUCGCAGGCGCUAGCCAGCUCUCAGAGCCGGUCGAGCGGGCCGCUAUAGCCCGGAGCUCCGCUCCUCUGACCCCGUCACCUCCUUUACCUCCCUGACCCGAAACUGAGCGCAGUCCCGGAACCACCACUACUAGCCUGUUAUUAAAAUUAUUAUUAUUAUUAUUGAUGUUAUUAAUAUGAAUAUCCCCGCUACCUAUAACCGAACCAUGCACUUUGGAUCAGAAUGAAAGCCUCUGCUCACGGACGGGCCGCCGGAUGCAGGACGGACGUCACUACCUGCUCUGUACUGUUGUCACACACUGUGGGGGGAGGGUGUGUGUGUGUGUGGACAGAGAGAGAGAUUCCACCAUUCAGAAAAAUGAAUUGAACAAAAAUGGGUGAAGAGAAGAAGAGUACAGGGGAGGAGAAAACCAAACUAAGGGAGUGAUGCGGACACCCGUUUUUAUCUCUCUCCUCUCUCUCUCUCUCUCCCUCUCUCUCUCUCUGCUCUCUCUCUCUCUCUCUCUCUCUCUCUCUC
Molecule: messenger RNA, 1242 nt
Organism: Myripristis murdjan (pinecone soldierfish)
Lineage: Eukaryota; Metazoa; Chordata; Actinopteri; Holocentriformes; Holocentridae
Gene: hoxb4a
Product: homeobox B4a
Exons: 3
Coding region: 1-774 (257 amino acids)
Biological process (GO): positive regulation of transcription by RNA polymerase II; embryonic skeletal system morphogenesis; anterior/posterior pattern specification
Cellular component (GO): nucleoplasm; nucleus
Molecular function (GO): RNA polymerase II cis-regulatory region sequence-specific DNA binding; DNA-binding transcription factor activity, RNA polymerase II-specific
Source: RefSeq, a predicted model, not a curated record